AGUCGAAUGGCGACAGAGGGGGAUCCCACAGAUUUGGUCAAAGUGCUGCACCUGCUGGUGCUCUCCUUCUCCUGGGGGAUGCAGGUGUGGGUGUCCUUUAUAUCAGGUUUUGCUUUGAUCAAGCAGGUUUCUCUACACACCUUUGGUUUGGUGCAGAGUAAACUCUUCCCCAUCUACUUCUACUGCCUUGUGGGCAGCAGCGUCGUCAACCUGUCUGUCUAUGCAGUGUACCAUCCCAGAGAGCUGCUGGACUGGCACGAAAGUGUGCAGAUGAUUCUGUACUUUGUGGUGUUGGUCACAGCGGGCCUGAACGCUCAGUGGUUUGGACCCGUGAUUAAUGAAGUGCUGCUGCAGAAGAUGGAGGUGGAGAAAGAACAUGGUCUCGGAAACCAGAUUGGCUUCGGCAGCCAGAAGGAGGCUUACGAUAAACUGCAAGUGCAGGACACCAAGUACAAAGCCUGCAGGAGCAAGUUUGGCCGCUACCAUGGGUUGUCCUCGCUGUGCAACCUGAUCGGCUUCAUGUGCACCACCACCAAUUUGAUCUAUACAGCCCUGAAUUUAUCCACCGUUUAGAUGUUUUGGGAUUCAGCCUUUGAAAAAUAGCUCUAAUUUUGCAGUG
Molecule: messenger RNA, 619 nt
Organism: Thalassophryne amazonica
Lineage: Eukaryota; Metazoa; Chordata; Actinopteri; Batrachoidiformes; Batrachoididae
Gene: tmem205
Product: transmembrane protein 205
Exons: 3
Coding region: 7-573 (188 amino acids)
Source: RefSeq, a predicted model, not a curated record